CUCCUAAUCCAGUCCUACCAGAAAAUCCCAAGGAAGAGACUUCUUUCUUUCUCCCCCCCACCCGUCUCCUUCCCCCUCCUUCUCCAUCUAGGGCUGGGCUAGUCUCUCCCCUUCCUUCUCUCCCUUUGCUCGGCGGGGUCAAAGAUCCUCCGGAAAGUCCCUCUUUUGCUGGAGUUUGGACACACACAUAUAUUUAUAUAUUAAAAAAACAAGGUAGGGGACAUUAAAAAGAAGAGCAUUGCUACCUUCCAGGGGAGGCGGAGGAAAGGAAUGAAAUCAAACCGCCCUACUCUGCAAGAUAAAAAGCUGAAAUCGGAAGGGAAGGAGAAAGAAAUCCGUAGGGAGGGGAAGGGGGAAAAGUUGCUCCGGAGGAAUCGCUUCUCUGGAUCUCACCCGGUACGUGCUAAACGCGUGUGUGUGUGGAAGGGGGGGCGCGUGUUGCAGCGCUGCGGUCUCUCCGGCAAGCGGGUGGUGGAUAUUCCUGGAGGGGUUUAUUUUGGGGGGUGGGGGUGACCUGGAGAUCGGCCCUAAUUAGGAUCGUUGGGUGCAGUCGCUUAGGGAGGGGGUGUACAAAUUCUCGGGGGAGGGAGGAAUCUUUGAGCUAAGGGAGCAGCUCUGGGGGGGGGGAUUUGCUUUUUUUUUGCUGUGUGUGGCUGCAUCGAUUAGGAUUCAGGUGAGGGUUUGCAAGGAUUCUUUAAUUUAGAAGGGAGGGGGGAGUAUUAUUAUUUUUUGCAAUAAAGGCCUAAGAAGGCAGUUCCCUCCGCCGGGAAUCUCAUGAAGCCUAUAAAUAGACCAGACGUUGGUUGACAACCCCCAUACACACGCCCCCCCCCCACACGAUUUGAAACAUUGCAGAGUUAAAUGUGUUGUGAGAGAUAUCUUGAAAUGCCUUAUAUAAAAUCCCAAGUAUCCUUAUUGCACAGCACUGCAGAGGAUAGCCCUACACACACAAACACACACACACACACAUUGAUUGUUUUAAGAACUUAAAAUCAGUCGAUUCAGGAUGCUUCUAUAAAGGGACUAUUAUGCUAUAAAUGUACACAUGUUGAGGCACCUUUUUCCGGUUGAGGCACCUUUUCCGAUUAGUCUCGCAAAAGUCAUGCUUGCCGCACACUCCAGAGCUGCAGAGAGCAAAUGACAUAUAACGCCAGAAAUCUUCCCCGCCAUGAGGCUCCCACUCUUAAUAACCGACAGCUCCUCAGGCACAAUCCCCUCUAAGCGGAAUAAUACCACACUGGUGGGAAUGGGAUCCCCCAACCAGAGCAUAUGGCGCCAUAAUUACACCUAGACCAGACUCCCAGACCAAUCUGAAAGUGGCUCACGAGGAAUCCCAAGCGCAUCCUCGCUUCCUGUCUCACACAAAUAUCACCACAGCAGAAAGUGCAGCCUCGCCGUUUCAUUAACACACAGAGACGCAUGUUUUGAGGUAGGCUGUUUCUGCAUAUUCAUGCAAAAGGUUUGUCAAGCUGCGGCUUUUCCCGGUGCCUGAAGUAUUUUGUGCUUGUGGGUUUUAUGAUUGUUUCAUUCAUUCUCAUUUUCUGCAAACGGUUGUUGUGUCCCUUGCUAGCCCUAUCCGGAGCAGGUCCAUCGAAACCGUUGGCCCUAAGUUUAGCCACGAUCGUUCAUUUCAGUACAGUGGUACCUUGGGUUACAGACGCUUCAGGUUACAUACGCUUCAGGUUACAGACUCCGCUAACCCAGAAAUAGUACCUCGGGUUAAGAACUUUGCUUCUGGAUGAGAACAGAAAUCGUGCUCCGGCAGCAGCAGGAGGCCCCAUUAACUAAAGUGGUACCUCAGGUUAAGAACAGUUUCAGGUUAAGAACGGACCUCCGGAACGAAUUAAGUACUUAACCUGAGGUACCACUGUAGUUAGGGACGCGGGUGGCGCUGUGGGUUAAACCACAGAGCCUAGGACUUGCCAAUCAGAAGGUUGGCGGUUCGAAUCCCCGCAAUGGGGUGAGCUCCUGUUGCUCGGUCCCUGCUCCUGCCAACCUAGCAGUUUGAAAGCACGUCAAAGUGCAAGUAGAUAAAUAGGUACUGCUCUGGCGGGAAGGUAAACGGCAUUUCCAUGUGCUGCUCUGGUUCGCCAGAAGUGGCUUAGUCAUGCUGGCCACAUGACCCGGAAGCUGUACGCCGGCUCCCUCGGCCAAUAAAGCGAGAUGAGCGCCGCAACCCCAGAGUUGGCCAUGACUGGACCUAAUGGCCAGGGGUCUCUUUACCUUUACCACUGUAGUUCCAACUCUUGACUUGGGCUGGAGGGGCCACAACCCCGUUAACAUAUGUAAAAUCAGUGUACGUAAGAGACAGCUGAGAUAAAAGAUGAACGAGCAGAGCCAACAGCCAUUAUAAUAAGCAGAAUACGAGAGAAAAUCAAGGCUUUCAAAAGUCAUUUUUUAAAGCAAGCAAGCUGCUGCAUAUCUGACAUGGAUUGGCUAUAAAAUCUGGCAGUGUGUGAAAGUCAUGCCCUUUACCUCAACCUCAAGCACGAGUUGUGGUUAUUCAGUGGUGAGCAGAAAAGCACUCUGAACAUGUUCAGAGGCAUUCUCUUUCAUUGGUAGCUCUUCUGAGGUGCUCUGGGACACUUCGUGAACCCCUAGCAGUGGCGAACUUUGGGCUUUAACAUUUCCGUGGCACCCUGUAUGACACCCAAAUCCCCGCUCCCAAUCUCUUUUGUCAUUGUUGCGGUGCCCUCUCGGAUCAGUGCCCAGUGUGGGUGAACCAGUCAGGCUCCCCUAAAUUCACCUCCGACCCCUAGUUUCAUACAAGCUGUUGGAUAAUGGGAAACUUAGAGUGGUAUAUAUGUUCUCUCCUGCCCCCCUCCAACAGGUAAUUCGGGGUAGCUGAUGUAUUUAACCCUUGAUGCCAUUGAACUCCAGCUCCCAUCAUCCCUUUCUGUGGGCCACACUGCCUGGGGCUGAUGGGAGUUGUGGUCCAACUAUACCUAUCUGGAGGGCCGCCAUGUUUGUUUAUGCACUAAGGGGGAGCCUUCCCCAGACUGGUUCCUUCCAGGUGUUUUGGACUACAAUUCCCAUCAGCCUCAGCCAGCACCAGGUUGGGGAAGUCACUUUUCUGAGAGUUUAAAUGAGGUUUUUGUUCGUCUUGAGGGCUCCUUGUUGGCAUAUUUCCCCCUACAGCAGCAGAAAUGCAUAGACGAUUAUAGAAACAGGUUUCGGCUUGGUGUUGCAAAAUAUCUAUUACGCCAUGCAGAUCUUGUUUUGUGGCUACAGAUGGUGGAUAUCCAUCUGCUUAUUUUCAACUAAUUGCACAUUUUGGGUUCAUGCCAUCCAAAAGAGAUUAUUGGGGGGGGGGGGAGAGCAGAGAGAAACUAAGAUAGGUCAACCUAAGAUAGGGGAAAUCAAAAUUCUGGAGGUACAAAACCCUUUUUCGGAGUUUUGCAAUUAAAUUCCAAAGCAAUCAAGGGAUUGGGAGUGGCUGAUAGAAUGCAUUUGUAUUCUGAGACAGAGAUUAGGGUCAGUGUAUACAAGCAACAGAUUCAAGUGAUGUAAAGGGAUUUUCGUUUUUUUUGGAGCGUACCACUGCAGGAAAUUAGGUCUGAGUGCUUCCCCACCAGAAAAUCCUCCUGUUAGAUGGACAAAUACAGAGAAGGCAAGCCUGAACUGUUUCCCAACAUGCUGCUUUUUUACAUGUAGGAACACGCACGCACUGCAUUCAGAAUCGUCCCCCCUACCUGCAGUCUGAAGUAGUCGACUCCAGGAUAAUAAUUUGAUUUUAAACUGGCCCUUAAUCACUGCUUUGCCUGCAAAAGCUCACUUGGGCAAAGGGCUGCAUUUUGGCCUUGCUUUGCCACAGUUACCCAUGCUCUGGUUACACCUCCAGGUUGGAUUAUUGCAGUGUGCUGCCCCUGAAGACAGUUUGGAAGCUGCAACUGAUAUGUCCAGUUGUAUAAUGAAGGCGCCAGGCGAGCCUCCCUGGGGAGAGCAUCACACAAACGGGGAGCCGCUGCAGAAAAGACCCCGUUCUUGUUUUUGCCACCCUCCGGACCUCUCACAGAGGAGGCCCAUGAAGAAGGGCCUCAGAUGAUGAACGAGGAGAGUCUGGAUUGUUUCAUAUGGAGAGAGGCAGUCCUUGAGGCAUUGUGGUUCUGUUUUAAGGUUUUAUAGGUCCAAACCAGCACUUGGAAUGGGGUCUGUGGAAAUCCCUAAACGAUGUGGGGCCCAAAUAUCUGAAGGAACGCCUCUCUCUAUAAUGGAACCUGCCUGUGUGUUAUGGUCAACAGGAGAGGUCCUUCUCAAGAGUUCCAUCACCAAGUACAGUGGUACCUCAGGUUAAGUACUUAAUUCGUUCCGGAGGUCCGUUCUUAACCUGAAACUGUUCUUCACCUGAAGCACCACUUUAGCUAAUGGGGCCUCCUGCUGCUGCCACGUCGCCAGAGCACAAUUUCUGUUCUCAUCCUGAAGCAAAGUUCUUAAUCUGAAGCACUAUUUCUGGAUUAGUGGAGUCUGUAACCUGAAGCGUAUGAAUCCAGAGGUACCACUGUAAAGAAUCAUAGAAUCAUAGAGUUGAAAGAGACCACAAGGGCCAUUGAGUCCAACCCCCUGCUUAGAAGUAGAAGAAGAAGUAGCCUUCUUAGAAGUAGAAGCCCAUCUUCAGAAUUACCUCCUCUCUAAAGUAUGUCUGGUUCUGGUACUGCUUGAAGAUACACUUCUCUCUUGAGGCCUUUGGGAGGUCUUGAGCAUUGUGCUGGUCAUGCUGUUGCUGUUUUUCACUGCUUGCUGUUCAAUUGCAUUCUUUUAAAGUUUUAGCUGCUAUUUUAUUAUUUGUAUUCAACGCUUUUUUGUGAUUUGUGUAGCCUGCCCUGGGAGCCUGUGGUGAAGGGUGAGGAUACAAACAUGAUCAAUGAAACAAUAAUUUUAUUAUUGGAUAAAAUCAGUAUUGAGAAUUGGUGAGAAUCAGUGUUUUGGAAACUGAUCAUGUGAUCAGUUUUUUUAAAAAAAUGAUAAUCUCUCUGGAGAAACUACCAGGCAACAUAGUGUGGUAUUCAGUUACGUUUCACUUAGUUUUACUCAUUGUAGGCCUAUUGAAGUGAAUGGCUCUAAGUUACUCAUGUUAUUUUCAGUGUCUCUACACUGAGUAAAACUUAGUUGACAAUAACCCACAGCUAAUAUCAGGGCCUUGUCAGUAUUUGGGGGUCCGUAACAUUUCCUGCUAGCUAGACGGAAAAUCUUCAUGAAGGAUGAGAAUUAAAGUUUAUUCGCCUUUUAGUCUUCCGUUUUCAGCAUUUAAAACCAUGUUCACCCUUGCAGCAAGCCCAUGGGUCACUAUUACCACCAUUUUUCAAGAUAAGAAGUAGGUUAAAUCAGAAAUCUCCCCUUAAUUGCCAUUCUGUCCCACCUGCGGUCAGUUCGCUGACUGAAAAUUUCUUUCUUUCUUUCAUAGGGGAGGCUGUUCUGGAGCGAAAGAUCCCGUCUUUUAUUUGAGGCAGCAUGAUGCGAGACUUUGGAGCCCCUGAACUAAUAAGAAGCUGAGAUUUUUUUUAUUUUGGGAGACACAAAUACACCCUUUUGGAAACAGGGAACCGAACCCACCAUGGCCGUUUGGGGUAAUGGAGCUGCAUGCCCUAAGAUGGCUGGUUUGCCAGGAGUGUUGAAAAAAUCAGUGUGAUGUGGCAGGAAGCUCAACUUCCCUCUGUGUGAGCAAACCGUUCUCCAACAUAUGUAUUUCCUUGGACACAGGAGAUUCAUGUUCUGGGCAGCCAGCAUCUAGAACAGCUCCAAGCCCGGAAGAGCCAAGAUUUAUGGAUAACCCACAAUUGUGGUUUCCUUGAAGACUGAGCCACCAGCCUUGGCAUCUGAAGCAGCAGAUGUGAGCAGGAGGAGCGGAAAAUGCCAUGCUAGGCCGCAUUCUUCGUGGCAGGGAGCUGAUCUUUGAGAGGCUCAGGUCCCAAGAAAACUUUGGUUGCUCUGGGUGUAUAGCUCCCACACCUGCUCUUUAGUUUGUUUACCUAUAUUUAUCUAUAUUAUAAUAAUAUAUCUAUAUUAUCGCACAUCCUCUCCCUGCACCAUGUUCCUCAGCAGAGCCAAGUCAUGGCUCCCUGGCCUGCCUUGGCGACGAGGAAAGGCGAAGGACGUGAAAAAGGAAGGGGAGGAAUUGCAGGGGGAGCCAGAGGAAAACACGGCGCCCCCGAAACCGAGAUGGUGGAGCGGCCGACGCCUCUUGGGCGCUAUUGGCUGGGCCCAAAGUUCCGCUGCUGGAGAGAGCUCCCUAUUGGCCGGGAUACCUCAGCACCUCUCGCCGCCGAAAGCAUCUGUGGAAUCUCCAGAGCACUUGCAGAUCUGCUUCAACUUCACCCGCCACCUCUUUGACCUGUGCGUGGUGACUUUGCUCUGUGCCUCGUCCCCGGCCUUCCGGCUGGUUUUGGAUAUCCUGGGGUUCGGGGGCCCUCUUAAGGUCUGGCUCCACGGCUUUGCCUGCUUCUUAGUCACCGCUUACGGGAUGUACUUGGCUCUGUGGCUGGUGCAGGAGUACCUGGUGCAAUUUGCCUGCCUCUACGGCUUCCUGCAGACCCUGGUCUUGUGCGUCAGUAUCCAGGCCGGUGGGUCUGAGCCCCCAGAGGAGAAAGAGCCCAUCGACUCCGACCCAGCCAAGGAAGAGGAACUGUCGGCAGCUGGCCCAGGCAAGCAGUCGCCGCCGCUAUAAGGAGGAAGACUGUGUUGGCCCGCCUCCUGCAGCUGUUCGGGGUAGAAUUGGGGGACGAAGCCAAAGAGCGCAGCUGAUGUGGUCCCCAUUUAGGAUGGCUGGACAGACACGCACAAAAGAGGAGGGAAUAGAGAGUGUUGUGCAGCGGGUGUAUGUUUGCAAAAACAUAUGUAUGUGUGUAUGUCCCGUCCCCCGUGCAGGUGGUUCCAAUGCCCAUUUGUGAAUGGCUUUUUGGGGAGCAAAGGGAGGGGAAGUCCAUCACAACUAUGACCACCUAGAGGGGGCUUGGAGAAAUCCUGGGGCACAAGGGUGGGGAGAGUUGGGUGCACUCCACAUCCAAACCAGUCUGAACCUGGUUUUCCUGUCUUGCCUGCCCCCAGUGGGUCUUGGGAACUAGAUUUGGCGGGAAGGUGAGGGGACUCGAGGGUUCAUUGACAGAGAACUGUUUGACCACAGAAGCAGGGCCAUGCCUCUGUAGAGCAUGUUAGGCUGGCAGUUUUGAAGAAGCGUUGAUGGGGUGGUCCGCACAUACCCAGUUCCUAUAAUCUGCAAAGACUGGUGAUUUCAUCCGUCAGUGGGGUCCUCGUUUUAGCAGAGGCGUCCCUAGACCCAGUGCGAGUCGUCUAGAAUGGACACUGGGAGCUGUGCUUUGAUCUUGAACAGCAAGCAAGUGCAGCUUUCUGCUCUGGUGGCCCAGCAGGUGAGGGCAAGAGGCUUUGGACAAUCACUUUGGAGGGUGGAAGGGAGAGGGCAAGGGAAAUGAUCUGGGAAGGGCCAGUAGAUGCCACACUGCAUCUUCUUGCCCCCGUCUCAGGCUGGGGCGAGUGGGUACAAGGGAUGAAUCCAGUGGGAUGGCGAACAUCCUAUCUUAACUGGGACCAGAGAGUGGAUUUAUCUGAGGCUAGGGAGGGGUGGAUUUGAGAACUAAGGAUCAGAUCCUAUGAGAGUGACCUAUUGUACCUGCACAAGAGGAUUCAAAGGAGCCAAUGGGAGGACUGGGGUUUGGCAGGAAGUGUUCUAAUUGUAUGACAUCUAAUCUAGGGGAGGAAGAUUCCAGGAAGUCAUGAAAGCCUCCCACAACGUAGAGCAGGGCUACCCAUCAUGGCACCUUCCAGAGAUGGUUGGACUACAGUUCCCAUCAUCCCUGGUUAUUGGCUGGGCUUGCUGGGGCUGAUGGGAGUUGGAGUUAAGGAACUUCUGGAGGGCAGUAUCAGGAAAUAUGUAAAACUACUGAGGAGGAAUCUGGAUGGGGUGGACUACUGAGGACUCCCUGUUAGAAAUGGACUGCCUCUCCCUAGCUUAUUCUGAAGGGGCAAGGUGGGCUGUUUAGAAAGUUGAUCUUCCCCUCCAUCCCAAACCUCAGGGAUAAGCAGUUCUGAGCCUGGAAUUUCAGCUAGAUUCCACCUGCUCCUCACCAGCAUCUAGAACUUUUUCCAGCAGGAGAGUCUAGUUCUUUGCCCUGUUUUACUGAUACCCACCCCAAGCAACUUCAGCAAUAUUGAGAUUUUAUGCUACCAGAUCAGCUUGCACUGUGGGCUGUGUGUUGCCCAAAGGAUCUGUGUAUGUGAUUGAGAGAGGAUCUCAGCACGCCUCUCAGCGGCCCAGGUGUGCUUGAGCCACACAGGGAUACAAAUGUCUACCUUUACCACACACCUGCACCUGAGGUGUGCCCUAUUGCCUCGCAAGAGGGUGACCCAAGUUUCCCAGAAUAUUAAUGUUCACCUGCGGGUAGCUUGGUUACCUGUACAGACUUGCAAUUGGGGCUGCCAGCCAUAGGCCCAAUCAGCCUCUCUUCCAAGGUCCUGUUUGUGUUUUUCUUGCCAGGGGAUGGGAAGUUUAUAUUGCGCCAUGCUUGCCGUUGGAACUAGGGACCACCGGAGUGGAUGUGGCAGUUGUGUUCGUAGGAACAUUAUUCCUUUCCUCAUUUCUGGCAAGGCCUCCACAUUCCUAGGUCAGCACAUCUUUCCAGAUCAGCUCCACACUCUUCAUUCUUCAGUUCUGUUGUGAUCAUGUAUGUCUGUUGUGAUCUCCUAAAACAAACACCACCUUCUUGUGUGGAAUCCAUCCUAUGUUGUAGCUACGUGAGGUCCACAGUCAGGUCCUUUCCAAGUUAUAUACCUUACAUUUCUAUCUCCCCGCCCCCUUCUUCCCUUCAAGAUCCACGGUCUCUGAUGCAUGCCCAAAAUGCCCCCACAACAGAUGUUCUCACUGGGUUAUCCCCACUCCUUCCACAAACACAAAUAAAGUUUAACCUCUCCCCUGAACACUCCUCUGUUAGCCGCAAGCAGUGAUGUAUAAAACAUGCUUUGAUUUUGAGUCUCUGGAACCUAGAACAUAUCCACUCUUUCUCUGUAAUCCCUUUUGUGAUGUCCCCUCUCCCUGCUAGAUCAUCCCUCUCCCUCUAGCUCCUUGAGAUCCACUUGAUCUCCAUGUUGUGAUAGACAAGAAAGUGGCAAAUCAGAUCAUUCAUUUUUAAAAAAAUGGUUGCAGGAAAUAAUUCUACAUUGCAACCACAUUCAGAGCAAGCUGCAAUCUCAUUUUCAGCAGAAACACUCCCAUUUCAUCUAGGAAACGUCCUCUGGAUUCAAGGCCUUUUCCAAAAAUGCACAACCCUUUCUGCAAAAGCUUUCUCAGAUUCAUUUCCUUCUCUGAAUAUUGUCUAAUACCCAUGUGAUAUCUUUCAAGUGAAUCCCCUCUCUUGUCCGGAUAGAGCCAGAACGUCCCAUGCCAUCUGCCUCGAGCGAGAAUAAAAAUCUUAAGCGUUCCGGUUCUGAGGCAGAAUGAAUGCCUUCUCUAUCCUUUCAAACUUCUGGCCUGCCACUGCGGGUGCCGGCAAACACUGCUUUUGUGGUGUGCAUUCCUGUUCCAGGAAGAAGAGGAGGGCUUUGGCCUCCCAAAUGCUGUCGGAAUCCCAACUCCCAUCAGCCCUAGUUGGAACGGUCAGUAAUUAGGAAUGAUAGGAGUUGUAGUCUGGAGGGCCACAGGCCCCCCACCCCUGAAUCAGAGAUAGGAACUCGAGAGGAAACAGUUCCCUUGGCCCAGGGUCAUGUGCUAGAUCUUUGUCUCUCUGUGUGCCAGAUCUGAAGUGGACACCCUUUUAAUUUCUCCCUCACAUACACCUACGAACAUCUUCCCCUUUUGCUGAGGGAUGAGUAGAAGGCCAUCGCAAUGGCCAUCGCUCUUUGUCGCUCCCUAAUGCUGAGGAAAGCGAUCCAGAGGGGAGGCCCUCUGAGGCAAACAGCAGCAAGCCCCUUCCACAGUUAGAACACAUCACAUUUGUCUCCUAUCCAGGUACAGUUUUUCACCUGGCAUUCCAGAGAGCAGUGAGAGGGGAGGGUGUUUUGGACAAUGUCCCCACCUUAAUCUCAGGGCCCUUGUAGCUGACUAACUAGGCUGACCACUAGCAGCAGUCGUGGAUGUGACACUUCUGUGAUACUAUGGCCUCGAGGGACUCCUAAAAAUCCCAUCUUGUGAUGUAAAACUGUGGUACUGAAAGGUCUACUUUUGUCCUUCGGCCCAUUACUCCAAGACCUUUACUUGAAGCUGUAGAGCCACCAGCGCAGUUGUGUCCUAGCAGCGGAAUUAGCUGUUUCCUCAAAUUGAUUUUGACUACAGCCCAUUGGGGUAGGUCUAUAUUGUUGUGGUUUUUUAAAUUCAGUCCAGAGCGGCGCAAGUCAGUCUAAAACAAAACCCACCAGCAUAAACAUCCUUCCUUAGCACAAAGUCUUAUGGAAUUCUUCCCCUUGUGCUGUUUGGUUGUUGUUAAUACUACAACUCCCAUCGUCCCUGACUAUGUGACCUGGGAAUGAUGGGAACUGUAGUCCAACAACAUCUGGAGGGCCACAGGUUCCCCAUCCUUGUGGGCCAAAGCCAUCGUUCCACCCACUGAAAUGUCACUGUUAUUCCUGGAAGAGGGGCUAAUCUAGACAACGGACUAUUGGGGGGGCUGGAUCUAGAGAGCUCUCCACACCUCGGAAGCAGGCAGAACAGGAUUUCUGACACUCGAACAAAUGAUUAGGAACCCACUUUGUUUUUGAAAGGCAAGGGGAGAGGGGAGUCAAGAAAAUAUUUUGAAACGACUGAGUCUUAUAAUGGGUAAGUCCCUAAAACAUUUGAAGGCAGAACUUCCUUGGCAAACCUAUCUUUGAAUGUGAAUUUGUGGCAACUUUCUUGGGGAAAGGCAGGUAGUAUUCUGGUAUCUGUUGAUUUCCCACGACAACUGCACCCCCCACAAAAAAAAACCUCAUUCUUUCCUCAACCAAACUGAGCCGGAGUUGGGGGUGACUAGGAUUCCGUGAGGCCAUUUUUGAGAACGACCAACUCGAGGAAGGGUUAAAGCCUUCCACCUGCCUCCCCUGGAAGUGUCCUGUCUGCACACGUGCCAAAAGGAACAGACGAAGCUGGAAAUCCUGUGUUUUUUCCACAUAAUGUGACGUUCCACCCUCUUAGUGGUGACUGACUUCUUAUGUUGGUUUCAAUGCAACGCAGUGCUCUUAAAAAACAAAAAAAAACCUCGCCGCCUCGUUUACUGGGAUUACCAGAGUGCUUAUUUGGGAAACCUAGUAAUUCCUCAGCAAAUUUAUAUUGCGCAUCUCAAAAUGGCAGGUACUGAAGGGUGUGAGUGGCGUCACACAUACUAGCCAGUAGCCGCCUGCGAUGUUCCUGCUGAAACAUAAUGCACCUGUAUCAUCGCACUGCUGGCUGUGCUAUUCUGCGUAGGAGGGAGGGAGAGCUAGAAUUUUAAUAGGCUCCAUCCUGAGGCACCAUUGUUAUGAAAACUGUGAGGAGUUUGCCAGUGAAGGGAAGAUCAAGAGAAAAUAAUAAUAAUUGUGUGUGCUUCAUGAACAGCAGGAGGAGGCUGGGUGCCUCUGUGUCUCCACAAAACGGUACAUCUCUGCAACCCCUUGAGAGCCAAAAUAUACCUCUUCCCUGUCCUGUUUGGUCAUCCACCACUCUAGAUGUUCCCCGGUGCCUGAGAAAGUGUGUUGCCGUUUGUGAUUUUGGAAGCAUAGUGGUUAUUUUCUUCAUUGGGUGGGGUGGGGUGGGGACCAAAUGACCCUGUUUUACUUGGGAACGCAUUGGUUGUGUAUAGGGGGCGGCUGCAGGCGGGAGAACUGCAUAAACUAACCUGUGUAUCUAUAUCCUGACUGCUGUUUUAACCGUUUAAAACACUGUUGAUUUGGAUUCGUUUAUUUUUCCAACCUGUGUUAAUAUAUCUAUAUAUCUAUAUAUUUAAAUAAAAGGGAAACUUCAAAGAACAA
Molecule: messenger RNA, 11922 nt
Organism: Podarcis lilfordi (Lilford's wall lizard)
Lineage: Eukaryota; Metazoa; Chordata; Lepidosauria; Squamata; Lacertidae
Source: the annotation of a GenBank genome assembly